CUUCAGUUUUCCUUAUCUCUGCAACUGUUUAGGCGGGAGGGAGGGCGGGGCGUAGUUAUUGGGUGUGGGGAAAUUCCAAACGGAUUUCCAUCUUCUCCUCCACCCAAAAAUACGCCAAUGGCGUUUUGCAAUGGCCUAAAAGCUUAGGCUUAUAGUCUUUCGUCUCUUCCCCCCGGCCUGCACUUCGUUCUGUCCUCUUCUAUCUGGUUCUUCGGAUAGAAAAGGCGGAAAAGAGGGUUUCCCCUCGCCGCCGCCGCCACAUUUUCUUCCGUCUCGCCGGUUCCUGGGGGUUUUUUUUUGUGGAGAAAAAGGAAAGGAAGAAACAGAUGAGUUGCUUCUCGUGCAUUAAUCGCCGGAAGGGGGUUAAGAUCGACAUUGAGAAGGCCCCAGGGUCUUCCAAUUACCGCAGUAACUCCUCCGAUCGCUCUGGUAGCGGGAAGAGGAGGAAAGAACUGGAAGAGAAGUUGCCAAAGGAGAAUGGGGCACGGAGUUUCUCGUUCAGGGAGCUGGCCAAUGCUACCCAGAAUUUCAGGGACUUGAAUUUGAUCGGAGAAGGAGGCUUUGGCCGGGUUUACAAAGGCCGCCUGGAUACAGGCGAGAUUGUUGCGGUGAAGCAGCUGAACCAGGAUGGAAUGCAGGGGAAUCAAGAAUUCAUCGUUGAGGUUCUGAUGUUGAGCUUACUACACCAUCCUAAUCUCGUUACCUUGACGGGCUACUGUACUGCUGGAGACCAGAGAUUGUUGGUCUACGAGUACAUGCCUAGAGGCAGCUUAGAACGUCAUCUUUUUGAUGCGGACACUGGCAAAGAGCCACUGAGUUGGAGCACACGGAUGAAAAUUGCAGUCAAUGCAGCUAGAGGCCUAGAGUACCUUCACUGCAAAGCAAAUCCACCAGUGAUCUACCGUGACCUAAAAUCUGCAAACAUCUUGUUGGACAAGGACUUUCACGCCAAGCUAUCUGAUUUCGGGCUUGCAAAACUGGGACCAGUUGGCGACAACACUCAUGUCUCCACUCGAGUCAUGGGAACGUACGGAUACUGUGCCCCUGAGUAUGCCAUGAGUGGGAAAUUGACUCUUAAAUCAGACAUCUAUAGCUUUGGCGUGGUGCUGUUGGAGCUCAUCUCUGGACGUAAGGCAAUGGAUUAUAGCAAAAGGCAAGGGGAGCAGAACCUCGUUGUGUGGUCUCGCCCCUAUCUGAAGGACCAGAAGAAAUUUUGUCAAAUGGUUGACCCUCGGCUACAAGGCUGCUACCCUCGUCGGUGUCUGAACUAUGCCAUUGCCAUAGCUGGAAUGUGCCUCCACGAUGAGGCACAUUUACGCCCUCUGAUUGGCGAUAUAGUGGUCGCCCUCGAGUACCUAGCUGCCCAAAGCACUGAGCACAUGAGCGGAAAGGCAAGAAGCGAGAUCGUCUUACCCUCCUCAACAUCAGACAGAAGCGGGCCAAUGACACCACCCUCCUCAAAACCGGAGGCAAAUGCACGAAGUGAAAUCAUCUUGCCCUCCUCAAAAUCAGAUGAAAGUGGAGCAAUGAUGCCACCCUCCUCAAAAUCAGAGGUAAACACCCGAAGCGAAAUCAUCUUGCUCUCCUCAAAAUCAGACAGAAGCGGACCAAUGACACCACCCUCCUCGAAAUCGGAGGUAAACACCCCUCACGCGCCUAUCUUGAAGUUUGAUAGAAAUGCUCACAGACAAGACGUUACCAUUAGCGCAUCGUUCUAA
Molecule: messenger RNA, 1718 nt
Organism: Linum tenue
Lineage: Eukaryota; Viridiplantae; Streptophyta; Magnoliopsida; Malpighiales; Linaceae
Source: the annotation of a GenBank genome assembly